GUGAUUAUCAACACUGGCUGCAGCUCCUGUGUUAUUUAUGUAUUUAUGACUUUAACACUACUAAUAAGUGAAUGCAGUGAUAGUUAACCCGUCCUGUAGUUAGUGUGUACAUCAGUAGAUCAGUGAUAUCAUGGCGGCGGUGGACGUGGAGGAUGAGAGCAUCUUAGCCUCCAUCUUUAAGGACAGCUUCCCGGACAGCUGGAGGCUCAACCCGGACUUCACCUGCUACCUGUCCGAGCUCAGCUCCUUCGGCCUGGACAAGCUGAGCCGUGAACCGGAGCGUCUGGCGGAGGAGCGGGCUGUGAUCCUGCAGCAGACCCGGGAGUUAGCUUUCUCUAACUACCGGACCUUCAUCCGGACCGCAGACUGCACCGAGCACAGCCACCGGGACUUCAGCCGGGUGGAGGACAGCGUGUCCCGGCUGCUGAACAAGCUGCCCGGCUUCACCGAGAGAUGCAGGGGUUUCAUGAAGGAGGCGGAGGAGAUCGGAGCGAGUCGCCGCAUGAACAGCCUCACAUUGAACCGCCACACGGAGAUCCUGGAGAUCCUGGAGAUCCCGCAGCUCAUGGACACCUGCGUCCGCAACGGCUACUACGAGGAGGCUCUGGAGCUGGCGGCGUACGUCAAGAGGCUGGAGAAGAAGCACUCCUCGCUGCCGGUCAUCCAGGGAAUCGUUCGUGAAGUGCGUCAGUCGACUCAGCUGAUGCUCAACCAGCUGUUGCAGCAGCUGCGCAGUAACUCUCAGCUUCCCGUCUGCCUCCGCGUGAUUGGCUACCUGCGGCGGAUGGACGUGUUCACGGAGGCGGAGCUUCGGGUGAAGUUCCUGCAGGCUCGCGGCACCUGGCUUCACUCCAUCCUCGCCGCCAUCCCCGAGGACGACCCCUACUUCCACAUCACCAAAACCAUCGAGGCCUGCAGAGUCCACCUCUUCGACAUCAUCACGCAGUACCGGGCCAUCUUCUCCGACGAGGACCCGCUGAUGCCCCCCGCCAGCGGGCAGGUGAACGAGAGCGCCAUCUUCCACGGCUGGGUGGUGCAGAAGGUGGCGGAGUUCCUGGACAUGUUAGAGAGGGACCUGCAGCGGGGCGUGGGGGGCCGCCUGGACUCCCUGCUGGGUCAGUGCAUGUACUUCGGCCUGUCCUUCAGCAGGGUGGGGGCCGACUUCCGCGGGCAGCUGGCGCCCAUGUUCCAGACGGUGGCGGCGGACACGUUCCACAGAGCGGUGCAGGAGGCGGUGGACAAGUUCCAGGAGGACAUGAACCUGUACACGCUCAUCUCGCUGCCCUCAGUGCUGGGAGGGACCAUCCCCCCCGUGGCCCCCAGCACCCAACCCGGCACCCUGCAGCCCCCCAUGUCCCUGCUGGACUUCCAACCGCUCGCCUGCUUCCUCAACAACAUCCUGACCGCCUUCAACGACCUGCGGCUCUGCUGCCCGGUCGGCCUGGUGCAGGACAUCACCAGAUGUCUGGAGGACGCCCUCAAGAAGGUGACCCGGCAGGUGAUGGUGUUCCACCGGGCGGAGGAGUCGGCCUUCAGCAGCAGAGAGAAGGAGCUGUUUGUUCAGUUCUGCUGCGCCUACGCCGACGACCUGCUGCCGUUCCUCAACCGCUGCCUGCAGGUCCUGUUCCCUCCGGCGCAGCUCGCUCUCAGUCUGGGUGUUCCUGUGACUCACCUGCAGCGGUACGACAGUCUGGGCUCCAUCGAGGUCUCCGUGGUUCUGGAGCCGCUGAACUUCCUGCUUCCUCAGAGAGAACCGCCGCCGCCGCCUGAACCCGAGCUCGACAUCGACGCUGAGCUGAGCAGCCUGACACUCCAACCUCUGAAAGAUCCAACCACGCUCCAGAAAGACCAGAAUCCAGAUCUGUCUGCAGACUCUAAACCAGAACCUGAACCAGCACCAGAACCAGAGCCUGGACCAGCACCAGAACCAGAACUCUCAGAGUCGUCUGAGCAGAACGAUGUGAUUCAGGAUGAAGAGUUUUCUUUAGAGUAACGUCAGAAGAUACACUGACUUUGACUUCAGGGGGAAGGUUUGGUGUUUUUGGGACGUUUGGAGACGUUUAGUUUGUUGGUGACGGACGUCGAGAUCAGGGGGGUCAAACAUGAGGCCCGUGGGCCAGAACCGGCCCGCCAAGGGGUCGAAUCCGGUCCACUUUCCUUCCUUCC
Scomber japonicus (chub mackerel) is the source of this 2166-nucleotide messenger RNA. It is a transcript of the gene cog8, whose product is annotated as component of oligomeric golgi complex 8. Bases 131 to 1993 code for a protein of 620 amino acids. The transcript has 5 exons. NCBI's taxonomy places the organism in Eukaryota, Metazoa, Chordata, Actinopteri, Scombriformes, Scombridae. Gene Ontology annotation, biological process: intra-Golgi vesicle-mediated transport. Gene Ontology annotation, cellular component: COG complex. The record is from RefSeq and is a predicted model, not a curated record.